Lachancea thermotolerans CBS 6340 is the source of this 2052-nucleotide messenger RNA. It is a transcript of the gene APC5, whose product is annotated as anaphase promoting complex subunit 5. The record is from RefSeq and is a predicted model, not a curated record. Gene Ontology annotation, biological process: positive regulation of mitotic metaphase/anaphase transition; anaphase-promoting complex-dependent catabolic process; protein K11-linked ubiquitination. The transcript has a single exon. Gene Ontology annotation, cellular component: anaphase-promoting complex. The coding region runs from base 1 to 2052 and encodes 683 amino acids. NCBI's taxonomy places the organism in Eukaryota, Fungi, Ascomycota, Saccharomycetes, Saccharomycetales, Saccharomycetaceae.
AUGACCUUGGAACAAUCUAUAAUCAUUACUGAUACGUUAACACCUCAUGAUAUAUCUAUCUUGAUUUUAAUCGGGUUUUUUUGUUCUGGGAUUGAACGUUUUGAUCAACGAAUCAUGAUAAAACUUUUGCCCCCUCUCAGUCCACAUGAGGAGCUGCCAGUUCUGUUUGGGUCUCAGCAGCGUGAAAACACCAAAACAAUAGUGCUUCCUUAUUUGCUGGAUCUUAUAUUAUUUUUAAUCGAAAACGAACAAAAAAGUGCAGCAUCAAGACUGAUUUCAACUUUAAAAGCUGUUUCGACAGUGGAUGGAAUAUCAAAGUUAAUUAGGGCCCUUGAGACACACUGUUUGCGAAGCUCUUACAGGGAAUUGCUGAAAUCGUCGGAAAGGAAGACAGUCAAACGUGAACUGACCAGAAGCAGCCUGCUGGGAAGUUUUGUGGAACGAUGUUCCAUCAAAUAUAAAAUCCAGGAUUUUAAUGAGUCAGAAAUGCUGUGGAGGAACCUUAGGAUCUAUGUUAGACGUUUCGAGAAAACUUCUUUAUUUAAAACGAUUGAAUCCCAGCUGCCUGAACUCGACCAUUUUAUGUCAUUCACAUUGAGAGGCGAAGGUGGUAGUGAGACGAUUGAAAGUCUGGAAGAACUACAGAGAAUGGGACUUCCUGAGAGAUACAAUGACCUUUUAUUAAACGAGGAAGACAUAAUAGUGAUGAUCUCAAGUGACCAUCUAAAGACAUUGUUAAAUGAAGAAGUUUGUCUUCUGCUCGAUGGGCACGCGAAUAUUAGAAAUUCCACUGAAAAGAUUAUUAAUUGCAUGUCUUUAGAAGACUGUUCAAAAUUCCCCUCCGUUCACAUUCUAAAAGGAUUGGAGCAACUUAACGAUCAACGAUACGAUAGCUUCUUGACAUUGCUUUACAGAUAUUUCGACUAUAUGCUAGGUCAGCACAGCGAACCCAACUUUCACAUGUCCCUUCUUUCUUUGGCGUCAUUUUAUGCACAUUUUAAUGAUAACGAAGCUGCUGUGAAAACUUUUGAAGAAGCCAUUGCUGUCGCAAGAGAGAAUAAGGACACAAAGACCUUGAAUUUUAUUCUUAUGUGGGUCUUUGAAUUUAUUGUCAAAUUUCCGAGUUUAGCGGUUAAAUUUCAUGUUAGCGCUGAACAGAUAAUUAAUUACCUCAAGUCAUGUCCAAGCGACCAAAGCGCUAGUGUUUUUGAAAUGGCAUAUAAGUUUGAAACUCUCUGGACGAUGCUAAACAGCGAGUCUGUUGUAGGAAUCCUUGAGGCCCUUUUCAAAGCCUCGCUUAUAACACUACAAAACGCAACAAACAAACCUAAGUUAUCACUUCUAGCUAACCAUAACGCUCAAGUGUGGGAGUACUUGGGCUCUCAGUCUCUUCAACAAACUUACAAAAACGUUGCAAAAACCUACUUAAAGAAAUCGAGCGACUUUUCUCAUAAAGCACGCAAACUAUUGAGUUCCAAAGAUUCUGGGAUCAUUCGUCAUGAGCUUCACACUUCAAGAUCGCCUUUGCUGACGUACCACGAGAGGAAGUCUUUGGAAAUUAUGGGCAUAAGUCAUUUAGGAUCGAUUGGAGAAUGUGACGAAGCCAUUCGGCUUGCCAAUGCCAAAUUGCGUGAAUGCAAAUCCGAGUUUCUUGAUGUCAACAACGAACAAAGGUUUGCUCUUGCCAAGUGUCAAAUAAUGAUAAAAUGCGGAAUGGAAAUGAGAUGUCUCCCAAUUUUCACAAAGGUAAUGGAGGAUGUCAUAAUUGCGGGAAAUGCGCACCUCGCGGCGCUUUGCAUUCUUUUGCUUUCAAGAGUAUUGCUGUCUUUGCGAAAAUUCUCUGAGUUGGAGGAACUUCUUAAUAGUACUAUGCACACUGUUUUGAAGUUCACUGAGCCCGGGAUCAAUCGCGCGUUUUUUGACAUUUAUUAUCUCAAUAAAUGUGAAAAAGAAAAUGCAGGAGAAGAUCUAACGAGAGCGUCUAGUUAUCUGGGUGCAUUGAAGGGUUUACGUGAUCAACUUCAAAACAACAACGUCGUUUUGUUUAAUUGA